Trachemys scripta elegans is the source of this 889-nucleotide messenger RNA. RefSeq names its product histone H2A.J. The transcript has a single exon. NCBI's taxonomy places the organism in Eukaryota, Metazoa, Chordata, Testudines, Emydidae. Gene Ontology annotation, molecular function: structural constituent of chromatin; DNA binding; protein heterodimerization activity. The coding region runs from base 469 to 858 and encodes 129 amino acids. The record is from RefSeq and is a predicted model, not a curated record. Gene Ontology annotation, cellular component: nucleosome.
CUCUUCCUACGUUUCUUAUCCCCCUUUUUUUGGACCUUAGUCACAGCUUUCUUAGAUCCUUUCUUAGGAGCGGGAGCAGAUUUUGCUGGUUCAGGCAUUUUUGACAACUUCUGCUUUACCACGUGCUUCUCUCACUUACACACCUACUGGAAUUCAGCCUGAAGAACACGAACUACCACCCCAACUGCUAUAUUUAUAGAUACCUUAUGCAAAUAAACGACUGUCCUUGAUUUACUAUAGGGCGAACGACACAGGAGACGUCUCCACCAGCACAUCGAAUCCCACUAUUGGCUAGAGUUGGAUCCGCGUCUCCAUUGGUUGUUUAGAUACUAACGCCACUUCAGCCUAUCAAAGAGCGUUUACCUCUUCAAAUAGAACGGAUAUAAGGGUAGGGUGGGCUCCAGUGAGAUCAUUCUUUUUCUAUUUGACCUUUAUUAGUGUGAGUGCUGCUUGAAGCGAUCAUCAAUCAUGUCAGGCCGAGGAAAACAGGGUGGUAAGGUGCGGGCUAAGGCAAAGUCUCGCUCCUCGAGGGCUGGGCUGCAGUUCCCAGUGGGCCGUGUGCACCGCCUGCUCCGCAAAGGCAAUUACGCUGAGCGGGUAGGAGCUGGAGCCCCAGUCUAUAUGGCCGCGGUGUUGGAGUAUCUGACAGCUGAAAUUCUGGAGCUAGCUGGCAACGCGGCGCGGGAUAAUAAGAAAACCAGGAUCAUCCCCCGUCACCUGCAGCUCGCCAUCCGUAACGACGAGGAGCUCAACAAGCUGUUGGGGAAAGUCACCAUCGCUCAAGGUGGUGUGCUACCCAACAUCCAGGCCGUGCUGUUGCCUAAGAAAACUGAGAGCCACAAGGCCAAGAGCAAGUAAAACCCGAACAAGAAUCUUUACUAAAAAAAAA